Molecule: messenger RNA, 739 nt
Organism: Ruditapes philippinarum (Manila clam)
Lineage: Eukaryota; Metazoa; Mollusca; Bivalvia; Venerida; Veneridae
Exons: 7
Coding region: 146-739 (197 amino acids)
Biological process (GO): snRNA transcription
Cellular component (GO): nuclear body
Molecular function (GO): RNA polymerase II general transcription initiation factor activity
Source: RefSeq, a predicted model, not a curated record
UACUCCCUGUUAUAAAUGAUUGUAGAAAAAAUCUUUCAUUGCCAGGUUAAAUGCAAUUAAGUGUACGAAGUGUCAUCUGAAUAGAAAGUUGCUCUUUGAUGGUGAAACGUACUCGAACUAAAACGUACCAAACUGAUUUGCAGCCAUGGCAGAAGAAAUCAAGGUUAAAACUAAUGCUGCAGCAGAUAAGAAAAAAAAGCAAAAAGGAAGAUUUAAUACUAUUAAAGGAAUUGAAUUUUGGUCACUGGUGCAGAAGAAGAAGCUUUUGUCUCUACUAUAUGAGUAUCCACUAGAUGCAUACAGGAAUAUAGCUAAUAGAAUAAGUGGCAAAAAUGAAGAGCAGGUGAAGGAGUACAUAGACAAGAUAAAGCGGCAGAUAAAAAACAAUCAGAAAUGGAAAAAUAUGAAAAAAUCUGACAGGAAAGCACCACUGGAUGAAUGGUUAGAUGUAGCCUCUGACUUGGUAGAGUUAGAAAUUGUAGACGCUUCAACUAAUCUAUCAAAGGUGUUGUCUAUAAUUUCUAACUUUGAAGACUUUGAGAUGCCACCAUCUAAAGAUGAUGACAGUAGUCCUAAUUACAAGUCUAUAUACAAGUACUUAUCUCAGGUCCUACUGGUUAACAGAAGUGAAGACAUGGAAAUACUUGGACCUAUAGAGAGUGCAAUCGUUAUAGACAUGUUACAUGGUUUGGGUGGAAAUGUUGGUGGGAAAUUUGGGCCCCGGCAGUUCAACCCCUAA